AAAAAUCCCGCAGUCAUAUUCACACUAUAAACUCUUCCCCCCCCAACCUUUUCCCCCCUACUCCGCCAAAUCGCCCAGAACGCACAUAUGAAGAUAUCCGUUGCUCUUGUUGCAGCACUGGCUGCAAGCGCAAAUGCCUCUCCCCUCCGUUUCAUCGUUGCCACUGAACCGGACACCGAAUCUCUUGACAUUGACAUCAUUAACCACGGCACCGAAUUUCCUCGUCUCUCAGCUGAGAAAUUGCCCCUAGAUCAGCUGCAUUCAGGCGUGGUGGCGGAGAAGAAGCCCUGUCAUGGUGCUCUCUCAAACUUUUUGGGUUACAUGGGGUGGAACUCGGCUUCCCAGUCUUCUGCUCCCUUCCCGCCAGCUCCCAGAACUCAUCGCGAUAAGGGAAAGGGAAGGCUCGCGAAGGACGAAUCAAGACUCAAGUUUAAACACAAACACCACGCCAAGUUGAUCAAUGAGCAACAACGUUACGGUCUUUUUGACACUCUUCGGUCCUACUUCCCAGGCUACACUCCUUAUCUCCUGGGCGGCGCUGCUGCGUCUUCCUCUACUCCAUCAGAGAACUUUGUUCCACACAUGAUAUCCGAGGAACUGAACACGGUCUACCGUAUUGACCUCACGCCGGAAAUUAAAUGGUGGCGACCGGCUAAAAACGGACAUAGGAAGUGGGAGGUGAAAGAAGGGAUGGGAGAGUGGCGUGCAGCAAAGAAAGGCGAGAAGCCCCCUCGAUCUGGGAAACAUAAAGGCCGUAAGAGUAAACAUUUCUUCCAAAAACUACGCCGAUCCCUGGACAGCCUCACGUUCCUCGAAUCUAUCGCCAUUGCUCUUGUAAUUGGCUUCGGCAUGGGAUCGAUCGCCUACAUGAUUAUGACGCUCUUUGUCCUCUGCUGCCGUCGUUUGGGCCUGUCCAAUAUAUCUGAUCCUCGAUCCGGGUUUGCAUCCAAGUUCGGCGGAAGGAAGAUGAGCAAGACGGAGCGUGAAGAGGAGAAGAAUGAGAUGGAUAAACAAAUGGUCGAUGAGAAGGAGGGGCAGGCCGAGGGGCAAUCGGAGAUCAAGCUUUUUGAAGGAGACGAGUUCAUCCCCAAAGGAACUCGAUUUGAGGAUGAGGACUUGCCAGAGUAUGAGGAAGGCGAGGAUGCGCCUUUCAUCAAGGAGAAGGAUCUUGGUGUUUAAAUUCGCAUUGACGUUUGGCUUCUUUAUUCGUAUAAUCAAAAGCUGGGCUAUGAGAAUACUGGUUGGUCGUUUAUCAAUCUUUGAUCUUUUCAGACUUUCUUCCGACUAUAUGUUCAUAAUCUUUUGAACUUUACCCAUGU
Molecule: messenger RNA, 1319 nt
Organism: Cryptococcus deneoformans JEC21
Lineage: Eukaryota; Fungi; Basidiomycota; Tremellomycetes; Tremellales; Cryptococcaceae
Product: expressed protein
Exons: 3
Coding region: 88-1179 (363 amino acids)
Source: RefSeq, a predicted model, not a curated record